AUGUGGAAAAAUAUAGUUUUUCUUGCCUUCGUGGCAACAGUGUAUUGUAAUCCAGUGGAACGCGGUAUAGAAGAAAAUUUGGUUGGUGCAGUUUCGGAAUGCAUAGACAAAGAUACGUCUCUAUGCCUGAAGGAAAAGGCACUGAAAUUCACCGAAAAACUCUCUAUCAGCAAGGAUUUGAACAUAUUUGAAGGCAUGUCUCUUAUCAAUACUGGUUCAGCUAGAUCCGCUCGCAGCUUUGAACAAUUGUCCGAAGACCCAAAGACUAGAGAAGUUCAGAUUGAGGAGAGAAUAGCCAGCAAUGUUGGAGACUUCCUUGAUAAUCAUGUACUGCAGUUACGUCUGUCUGAAGAUUCCGAUGAAGCCAGAGACUUAGACGAGGAAGGUCGUGGCAAGAAGAAGAAGAAGAUCAAGAAGAUCCUUCCUCUCCUUCUUCUCUUGAAGUUGAAACUCGCUGCUCUGAUUCCCCUGUUCCUCGGAAUAAUCGCCUUUGUGGCAAUCAAGGCCGUCUUCCUAGGAAAGAUUGCAUUCGCUAUGAAUGCUUUUACUCUUAUAAGGAAACUUUUGGCCAAGAACAAUUCUGGUUCAUCAGGCGGAGCUAUAAAUUAUGCUCCUCAUCAUCCUGAAGAACACCCUGGCUACUCUUAUGAACCAGCUCAAGGUUGGAGUAGAAAAGUCAAUGAUGCCCAAAGCAUGGCGUACGCUGGUCAAUUAUCUUAA
Danaus chrysippus (African queen) is the source of this 720-nucleotide messenger RNA. The record is from the annotation of a GenBank genome assembly. NCBI's taxonomy places the organism in Eukaryota, Metazoa, Arthropoda, Insecta, Lepidoptera, Nymphalidae.